AUGCACUUCACAUCUUCUCUACUAGCGCUCCUGGCAGCGAGCGCUGUCGAAGCCCAGCAGUUCCUAAUCAAUGAGCUUAGUUUCGGCCAUUCUGGACGGUUGAGCCCUCCCGACGCCAACGGCCAGAUUCCCGGCUUCAGCAUCGCCAGCUCGGGGCGCCCGCUACAGAUCCUCUCAAACAAGGUCAUCCUGACCCCAAUCUCUCCCGGAAACCAACGAGGCUCGAUAUGGUCGACCGGCACGCUGAACCACGAUCAAUGGGUGGCCGAUGUGGACUUCCGUGCCAACGGACCCGAGCGUGGUGGCGGCAACCUGAACAUCUGGCUCGCAAAGAACGGUGAAGCCGAGAUCGGCUCCAAGAGCAUAUACAGUGUGGGCAAGUUCGAAGGUCUGGCGCUGGUCAUUGAUGCGCACGGCGGCACUGGGGGCAUGCUCCGAGCUUUCUUGAGCGACGGAACCGUGGACUACUCGGCCAAGUCCAGCAUCGAUGGUCUAGCCUUCGGUCACUGCCCCUAUGCCUACCGCAACUUGGGGCGCCCGUCGCAGAUCAAGCUGCGUCAGACCUACGAGACCUUCAAGGUUGAGAUUGACGGCCGUGUCUGCUUUGAGACCGACAAGGUCGCCAUCCCUGCCGGCUAUGCCCUCGGUGUCACCGCAGCUACCCCCGAUACCCCGGACUCCUUCGAGGUCUUCAAGGUUGUCGUCAUGUCCGACAAGUCCAAGUACGAGAAGUUUACCCAAAAUGUUCAGGAGGAUGCCUACUCGCGCCCAAGAGACCCCCUCUUGGACAAUGAGCAAUCAGAUCGCCUUGCCGAUGAAAUUGUGAGAGACAUAAUUCAGGAAGAGAGCAAUAACGCCAUCACAGAGCAGCUGCAGGUUCUCCAGGCUAGUCUGGAAUCCACCAACCACCACGUCACCUCCGUCUAUCGGUCCGUCUCUCGACUCCACCAGGUAGAUGAGCAGCGCCACGAGGAGGUCAUCAAGCUGCUUAAUGAGAUCAAGAGCGAGUUUAGGAAGCUUGACCAGCUUGGCCCGAUCGACCAGCGUGUCAAGGACCUGGAGAGAGAAGUCCGCGGAAUGCGCACCGACCUGACCAAGAAGAUCCAGAACAACGAGCGCACAGUUAAGGACUAUCUGACCGACCACCACGCGUCUCUGUCUCAGGCCAUGCUUGAUCGCAUUCCGGGUCACGGGAAGCUGAUUUUCAUCAUCAUUGGCACGCAGGUCGUCCUGGUCGUCUUCUACGUCUUCUACAAGAGACGCCGCGCCAACUCGCCCAAGAAGUUCCUGUAA
Molecule: messenger RNA, 1293 nt
Organism: Clonostachys rhizophaga
Lineage: Eukaryota; Fungi; Ascomycota; Sordariomycetes; Hypocreales; Bionectriaceae
Source: the annotation of a GenBank genome assembly